AUGGCCGACACCGGUCUUUCAGAAGUUCCAGAAAGUCAAAUCGAAUCAAACUAUGACGAAGUCACCGAUUCUUUCGAUGCCAUGGGUCUCAAACCCGAACUUUUGCGUGACCUUCAGCUAUCCAGCAACGCGCUAUACAGCCUGUCAUUCAAGGUAAGAGGCGAAUUCUGGCAUCCAGUGUUGAUACCGGGUCUCGGGAUCGACCUUGGACCAACCCGGACCAACUUUGGAUCAACACAAAGACAUCAACUGACCAAUUCGCGUGAAGGCAAAGACGUCAUAGCGCAGGCCCAGAGCGGCACAGGCAAGACGGCGACAUUCAGCAUCUCGGCGCUCCAAAAAAUCGACCCGAACCUCAAGGCAUGCCAGGCGUUGAUUUUGGCCCCGACGCGUGAACUGGCGCAGCAGAUUCAAAAGGUGGUAGUGGCGAUUGGGGAUUUCAUGAACGUCGAGUGCCACGCGUGCAUCGGAGGGACAAACGUGCGUGAAGACAUGAAGGCGUUGCAGGAUGGACCGCAGGUGGUUGUCGGUACUCCAGGUCGGGUGCACGACAUGAUCCAGCGCCGAGUGUUGAAGACGGACAGCAUGAAGAUGUUCAUUUUGGACGAGGCUGACGAGAUGCUCUCGCGCGGAUUCACCGAACAAAUCUAUGACAUUUUCCAACUCCUCCCGCAAUCGACCCAAGUCGUUCUGUUGUCGGCUACGAUGCCACAGGACGUGUUGGAGGUCACGACCAAAUUCAUGCGCGACCCGGUCCGUAUCCUUGUCAAGAAGGCGGAGUUGACCCUCGAGGGUAUCAAGCAAUUCUACAUCGCAGUCGAAAAGGAGGAAUGGAAGCUCGACACGCUGUCUGAUCUGUACGAGACAGUCACCAUCACACAAGCCGUCAUCUUCUGCAACACCCGGAGAAAGGUUGACUGGCUCACCGACAAGCUCCAAGCACGUGACUUCACGGUCUCUGCCAUGCAUGGUGAUAUGGAGCAGGCUCAGCGUGACGUGAUCAUGAAGGAGUUCCGCUCGGGGUCGUCGCGAGUUCUGAUUGCCACCGACCUUUUGGCGCGUGGGAUUGAUGUCCAACAAGUCUCACUGGUCAUCAACUACGAUCUUCCAGCCAACCGUGAGAACUACAUCCAUCGUAUCGGACGUGGUGGUCGAUUCGGCCGAAAAGGCGUUGCUAUCAACUUUGUCACUGCCGACGAUGUUCGCAUGAUGCGAGAAAUCGAGCAAUUCUACAGCACUCAAAUCGAAGAGAUGCCCAUGAACGUUGCCGAUCUCAUCUAA
Molecule: messenger RNA, 1281 nt
Organism: Fonsecaea multimorphosa CBS 102226
Lineage: Eukaryota; Fungi; Ascomycota; Eurotiomycetes; Chaetothyriales; Herpotrichiellaceae
Product: ATP-dependent RNA helicase eIF4A
Exons: 4
Coding region: 1-1281 (426 amino acids)
Molecular function (GO): RNA helicase activity; RNA binding; ATP binding
Source: RefSeq, a predicted model, not a curated record